Messenger RNA from Acanthaster planci (crown-of-thorns starfish), 4395 nucleotides. Its product is annotated as heat shock cognate 70 kDa protein-like. Gene Ontology annotation, molecular function: ATP binding; ATP-dependent protein folding chaperone. Lineage: Eukaryota; Metazoa; Echinodermata; Asteroidea; Valvatida; Acanthasteridae. The record is from RefSeq and is a predicted model, not a curated record.
UUUCGUAUCUCACGUGCAUGUACGUGUGUGUGUGUGUGUGUACCGUGAACGCGUGCGGCCGAUCGGACGACUCUCUUACCACAUUUUAACCCGAAAGGUACAUCGCAAAGAGAUUAAAAUGACUGCUCCAGCCGUGGGCAUUGAUCUUGGCACCACCUAUUCCUGUGUCGGGGUUUUCCAGCACGGCAAAGUGGAGAUCAUUGCCAACGACCAAGGCAACCGGACCACCCCAAGCUAUGUGGCCUUCACCGACACAGAGCGUCUCAUCGGAGAUGCAGCCAAGAACCAGGUAGCCAUGAACCCAAGCAACACAGUGUUUGAUGCCAAGCGUCUGAUUGGUCGCAGAUUUGAAGACCCGUCCGUGCAGGCCGAUAUGAAACAUUGGCCAUUUCAAGUCAUCAACGACGGGAGUAAGCCGAAGAUCAAGGUGGAGUACAAGGGGGAGACCAAGACAUUCUACCCGGAAGAAAUCAGCUCCAUGGUGCUCGUUAAAAUGAAGCAGACAGCCGAGGCUUUCCUUGGCAAGAGUGUCAAUAAUGCUGUGAUCACCGUCCCGGCUUACUUCAAUGACUCCCAGCGCCAAGCUACAAAAGAUGCUGGUGCCAUCUCUGGCCUCAAUGUCUUGCGUAUCAUCAAUGAGCCCACCGCAGCUGCCAUUGCGUACGGUCUGGAUAAAAAGGUCGGCAAGGAGCGAAAUGUCCUGAUCUUUGACUUAGGAGGCGGCACCUUUGAUGUGUCUGUGCUGGUCAUUGAGGACGGCAUCUUUGAAGUCAAGUCGACCAACGGCGACACUCACUUGGGGGGCGAGGACUUUGACAACAACCUCGUCAACCACUUUGUGGAGGAGUUCAAGCGCAAGCACAAGAAGAACAUUACAACCAACAAACGGGCUCUGAGAAGGUUGCGCACUGCCUGUGAGCGUGCUAAGAGGACUCUAUCUUCCAGCUCACAAGCCAAUGUCGAGAUUGACUCACUGUUCGAGGGCAUCGACUUCUACACCUCCAUCACCCGGGCCCGCUUUGAUGAGCUGAACGGCCACCUGUUCCGAGGCACCCUGGGCCCCGUGGCCAAGGCCCUCUCUGAUGCCUCAAAGGAGAAGAAGGAUAUUGACGAUGUGGUGCUGGUCGGGGGCUCUACUCGUAUCCCCAAGAUCCAGAAGCUGUUGCAGGACUUCUUCGAUGGCAAGGAGCUGAACAAGAGCAUCAACCCAGACGAGGCUGUGGCCUAUGGAGCAGGUGAGAUUAACCAGAGCAAAAGCUUACUUUAUUACCAAGGAUACACACAUAUGGUCAAGAAUCUUCUGGGCAAGUUUGAGUUGUCUGGCAUCCCGCCUGCCCCCCGAGGUGUCCCACAGAUUAACGUGACCUUUGACAUUGAUGCCAACGGCAUCCUGAAUGUGUCCGCCGUCGACAAGAGCACGGGGAAGACCAACAAGAUCACCAUCACUAACGAUAAAGGCCGGCUUUCCAAGGAGGAGAUUGAGAGAAUGGUGGCAGACGCCGAGAGGUACAAGGCGGAGGAUGAUGCCCAACGUGACCGCAUCAGUGCCAAAAACGGCCUGGAAGGCUACGCCUACAACAUGAAGUCCACCGUUGAGGAUGACAAGCUGAAAGACAAGAUCAGCCCGGAGGACAAGCAGACUAUCCUGGAUAAAUGCAAGGAGGUCCUUGACUGGCUCGACGGUAACCAGANCCCCAUUCAAACCAUUGUCCGAUUCAACUGCAACAUUUUUUCUGGGUUCAAGUGUAAAGAUACAAUUAGAGACUUUUUUGUUUUUUUCAUGUGCUGCUUAGGCCGGCUUUCCAAGGAGGAGAUUGAGAGAAUGGUGGCAGACGCCGAGAGGUACAAGGCGGAGGAUGAUGCCCAACGUGACCGCAUCAGUGCCAAAAACGGCCUGGAAGGCUACGCCUACAACAUGAAGUCCACCGUUGAGGAUGACAAGCUGAAAGACAAGAUCAGCCCGGAGGACAAGCAGACUAUCCUGGAUAAAUGCAAGGAGGUCCUUGACUGGCUCGACGGCAACCAGAUGGCAGAGAAGGACGAGUUUGAGGAUCGCCAGAAGGAGCUGGAGAAAAUCUGCAAUCCCAUUAUCACUAAGCUCUACCAGGCAGCAGGAGGUGCGCCGGGGGAUAUGCCCGGAGGCAUGCCGGGUGGUAUGCCAGGGGGUGGUUUCCCCGGAGCAGGUGGGGCACCCAGUGGGGGAGCCAGCAGCGGAGGACCUACCAUUGAGGAGGUUGACUAAAGAUCAUCUCCCUCCGAAAAACGGACGCUACUCACACCUAGAGUCAUUCAGAAAAAUGCCCAUGUCAUACAGUGCAGCGAAGGAGGAAAUCUGGUUCCAAAGUCAUUGAUAAAAGACAUUGACACAUUGCCCUUGAAGCUUUCAUUGUCAAUUUGCCCAUUGUGCAAACAUUACAAGAUUUCUUGCCUCAGUAGAACAAAGUGGCAAAUGAACUUUUUUGACCCACACAAACAGAAUUGUUUUUGAAAUGGGACUUGGAGAAGUGCUGUAUUCGGCAGUGCACAGUAGGAAGGUGCUAAAGAUAAAAAUGUCAUCAUGUGGUAUUUGGGGAGUGGAUAAGCAAUGUCAUUUUUCUUCACUUCAGGUAACCAUUUGCAACUUGGUACCUUUCAUCUGGGGUAACUCAGUGGUCACCAGGUUUAACACGGCCUCUGUCCUUACCAGCAUUUCCCAAGAAAAACUUUCUUAUCGUUAAUCCUUCUGGAAUACAUUGUUCACAGUUAUUCUUUGAAACGAUCUGUCGAAAUGUUUCCCAAAGUACUGUCAAGUGAAUAAGAUUUCAAAACUGCUUAAAGAGUAGCGAAAUGGGUGACCGAGCUUUUUUGCUCUCUUUACACAAGACUGUUGGGAUUGUUUGUUCAGAUGGUGCUUUUUCCGCCCCAAAAAACAGGCUUAUUGCUGUGCACCUGUAAACUGGCCUCGUCAAAUUGUUCAGCUCUAGCCAAGGAAUCAGAUAUAUAUUUGGUAUUUUCAUAUGGUGAAUCCAAAUGUGACCCACCGUCCCCAAACCAGGCUGAAGUCGGUAUUUGUUGGACAAUUCCUCUCCUUCAGCUUUUUUUUUUUUUUUUUUUUUAACAGUUGAAGGUGAUCCAUGGUAAAUGAAAAAUAUGUGACAGCUGUAAAACUCCUGUGAAAAUCUGAACAGUGGAAGUUCCACUAUUUCAGGAUUAUGAAGUUACCUACUUCAGCCUGGUUUGGGGAUGGUGGGUCACAAGUGGUUCACUUGGACAAGACGAUUACAGUUGCUCAGCGUUAUAGCUAAUGAAGCCGAGAUACCUGAAUGUGUUCACAUUGCUUGUACACCAAAGAGUCAAAUGACGAUCAUUUACAUGUAUGUUCAUGUGUGAUUCAGUCAUCUGCACUUUUUUGAACUGACACUUUUUUUGCUAUACUAAGAGUAACUAUAGAUGGAAAGCAUAAUUUUUUAUAUUUUACUCAAUGCUGUGCUUUUCCCCCUUACAUGUAGAAUUAGAGUGGAAGAAAACAUACACCCAAACUGGGACGUGUAUUUGGGUUCUAGUUCUUGAUGUAAAUUGUGUUUGUUUUUCCAUGUUGGGAUAUGUUGAUAAUUGUGCAGACGGAUCGAUAAGCACUGCAGUUCUCUGAUUUGCAAACCCAUGUAGACUGUCAUUAUUAAGCUAAAAAAUGGAUUGCAGUCAAAAAUUGUUUUAAAACAAAAGGCACGUUAAAAUCAGCAGUGUAUUAAAGAGUGCAUCGUUACCAGCGUAGGUACAGUCUGACAGUAAAUAUCCCAUGGCAAUCCUUACUCUUGGGACACUUAUGGUAGCCGAAUUCUUUCGCUUCUGACAAGCCAUGCACGAGUUCCAUUAUGCAGCCUCAGGAAGUCUUCUUACACAACUCAAGGUUUGAGUAGUCAUUUUGUAGCGGAUGCUGACAGAAAAUGUGAAACUCAGUAACUGUUGAAGGUAUGCAUAUUUUUAAUGGGGGUCCUAAAAGUAAGGAUUUCCAUUUCUAUGAAACAUUGACCCAUUUGCAUUUUUGUGCCUCUUGGUUGUAAAUAAAUGUGUCUAAACCAUUGGUUGAUAUACUUACUAGUUAUAAUUAUCUGCUGGCCAAAUUGUUGCAUAAUGGCAGAUUAUAUAUUCUAGACUUUCGUAAAUGAAAUACUAAAUAAAUUUUCUCGUGUUCAAAUAUUUACCACAAACUUUAAAAUAGAGAUGGUUUCUAUAGCUUGUUAUUUAGUAGUGUGCAAUCAGUUUCUUUUGAAUAACCAUUGCAAUUAUUCGUGUCAAAACAAAAAUUGUCGAGUACUUGUUGAAUUAAAAAAUAUCUUGUUUGUUUCUUUUUUGCUGAUGAGGAUUUGCAGUUUUACUCCUGAGAGAAAUUAAAGCUGCAUACAUUCACAAAAAGUA